Messenger RNA from Babjeviella inositovora NRRL Y-12698, 933 nucleotides. Its product is annotated as nicotinate-nucleotide diphosphorylase (carboxylating). Gene Ontology annotation, cellular component: cytoplasm. The transcript has a single exon. Gene Ontology annotation, biological process: NAD+ biosynthetic process; quinolinate catabolic process. Bases 1 to 933 code for a protein of 310 amino acids. NCBI's taxonomy places the organism in Eukaryota, Fungi, Ascomycota, Pichiomycetes, Serinales. Gene Ontology annotation, molecular function: nicotinate-nucleotide diphosphorylase (carboxylating) activity. The record is from RefSeq and is a predicted model, not a curated record.
AUGUCCAGCACCCAGUCCCGCAUCAACCACGUCAUCCAGGCCGCCAACCUCCUCCCGGUAAAUGGCAGAUGGGCCACACAGGUUCAUGAAUGGUUACAGGAGGACGUGCCGUCCUUUGAUUACGGCGGAUACGUCGUGGGAGAUGCCGUCAAGAGCGCCACCUUGCUCAUGAAAAGCAGCGAGUGCAUUCUCUCUGGGGUUCCGUUUGCGGCAGAGGUUUUCAGAUUGUGCGGCUUGGAGGUUGAGUGGUUGUUCACCGAGGGUGAAUACUUGACCACCGCGAACAGCGACGUGAAGAAGUUGGCUGUGGCCAGAGUCACCGGACCGGUGAAGAACUUGUUGAUUGCCGAGAGAACCGCGUUGAACAUCUUGUCACGUUCGAGUGGAAUUGCGACCCAGUCUUACAAGACCCUUUCCAAGGCCCGCUCUCUCGAACACAACUACCAGGGCAUCAUCGCCGGGACCCGCAAAACCACCCCGGGUUUCCGCAUCUUGGAAAAGUAUUCCAUGCUUGUCGGGGGUGUUGACCAGCACCGCUACGACUUGUCGAGUAUGAUCAUGUUGAAGGAUAACCACAUCUGGGCCUGUGACGGGCGGAUUGCCCAUGCGAUCUCCAAAGCCCGCGAAGUCGGUGGCUUCGCCGUGAAGAUCGAGAUCGAGGUUUCCAACGAGGCUGACGCCGAGGAGGCGAUUGAGAACGGUGCUGACAUCAUCAUGUUGGAUAACUUCUCCACCGAAGAGUUGAAGCAGGUUGGGAAGAGAUUGAAGACCAAGUAUGAACAGUCAGGGCUUAACUUCUUGUUGGAGUGCUCCGGUGGCUUGAACAUUAACAACUUGGGCGACUAUUUGAGUAACGAUAUUGAUAUCUACUCCACGUCGUCCAUCCAUCAGGGCACCGGUGUCAUUGAUUUUUCCUUAAAGGUCGACCAUUAG